Messenger RNA from Hippocampus zosterae (dwarf seahorse), 5253 nucleotides. RefSeq names its product USP6 N-terminal-like protein. NCBI's taxonomy places the organism in Eukaryota, Metazoa, Chordata, Actinopteri, Syngnathiformes, Syngnathidae. The record is from RefSeq and is a predicted model, not a curated record. Bases 456 to 2762 code for a protein of 768 amino acids. The transcript is spliced from 14 exons.
AUGAAUAAAUUGGCUUCAUCUUGGUACGGUAUUUGGUUAGUCGUGCUUAGAAGAACUAUUGUAAAUACAUAAUGGGGAGUAAAUUACGUGAAGAAGCCUUUUGUUGAGACGGAAGUGAACUGACAUCAAACCAAACCGCUAUGCGCGUGAGUGGAGCGCGCCUCCGUCGAGCGCGCGCGUGCGUCGCAACUGUCACCAAAGAGCCUCUCAGCGUGCCUAACAGCUGUUGCCUGCCGGCUCGUGGCAUGUUCAGAUGACUUGAGUUGAGCAGCGGAGGGGAAUUAAGUCUGACCACAGCUUCGAUUUGGAGGCUGCUUUUUUUUUGGGGGGGGGGGGGUAGUGAGCGUACGAACGGUGACAUGAGCGGCUUUAUUGGACGGUGAAGGAGAGAAUGAGAAUAGCGGAUUUUGUUUCCACUCGGAGGUAUAGCGCAAAAGAGAACUCACUCCAAAGCCAUGAAGAAGGACAUAGACACGCUGAUAGCAGAGGAACGUGCUGACAUCAUUUCCAAAUAUGACAAGGGCAGGCAAGACGGUGUCAGUAUUGACCCUUGGGAGGAUGCUGACUACAGCAUCUAUAAGGUGAUGGACCGCUUUGGCUUCCUGCAGGAGAAAGAGUUACCGACACCCAGCGUGCUUGAAGAAAAGCAAAAGCUGCAGGAGAUUGAGCGUGUGGAGAAGUGGCUGAAGAUGGUGAAGAACUGGAGCAAGUAUAAGAACAGCGACAAGUUGGUGAAGCGUGUUUAUAAAGGCAUCCCCCUCCAGCUAAGAGGUCAGGCCUGGGCCUUACUUUUGGACAUAGAGAAGGUGAAAAAAGACAACGAGGGAAAAUAUGAGAAAAUGAAGCUGCAGGCUCGCAACUUCUCCACAGAGAUCAAACAGAUUGACUUGGAUGUCAAUAGAACCUUCCGGAACCACAUCAUGUUCAUGGAACGCUUUGGAGUCAUGCAACAGGCACUCUUUCAUGUACUCGCAGCCUACUCUGUCUACAAUACGGAGGUGAGCUACUGUCAGGGGAUGAGUCAGAUCGCUGCUAUCCUGCUCAUGUACCUGAAUGAGGAGGACGCCUUCUGGGCUCUCUCCCAGCUGCUCACCAACAGCAAACAUGCCAUGCAUGGUUUCUUCAUUCCGGGAUUUCCCAAACUGCAGCGUUUCCAGGCCCACCAUGAGCGUAUACUCUCCAAAAUGCUGCCGAAACUGAGGAAGCACAUGGACAAGGAGCAGAUGUCAUGUGGGGUUUACACCACCAAGUGGUUCCUCCAGUGCUUUAUUGACAGAAGCCCCUUCACCCUCACCCUACGCUUAUGGGACAUUUAUAUUCUGGAGGGAGAGAAGAUGCUGACUGCCAUGGCUUACACAACCCUCAAGUUACACAAGAAGCGUUUGCUGAAGUUUCAGAUGGAGGACCUGAGGGAGUUUCUUCAGGAGCAGCUGGCUGCUUCGUUCCUUCUUCCAGAUGACAUAGUGGUGGAACAACUGCAGGCUGCCAUGUCUGAGCUACGCAGCAAAAAAUUGGACCAACCUCCUCCCGCAAAGUCAGAGGAGCUACCAAAGAAGCCCCUCGGUCAAGAGAGGCCGAUUCUCCUACUCCCUCUGCAGCCUGGAUCGCCUCACGAGAUGAAGAGUGAUCAGCAGCCCUUCAGCCAGUCUAAUAAGGAGAGAAUCAGGCCGCAGGACAUCAAGCCUCAGGAUUCAAAAAGCCCCAGCAGGUCGAGCACACCCUCGUUGCGAUUACCUGACCUGACUGCAUUGCCCGCGAAAGCGACAUUAUCUACCUUGGUGCCUUGUAGAGCACCGCCAUUACCUCCCAAACCAGCAAAAUCGUGUGCUGUGGUAAAUAAUGUCAGUGUUGUGAAAGAACUUGUGCCUGAAAAAGCACAAGAAGGGAAAAUGUGUGCCGCCCCAGAUGCCCAGAAGGAGCCAAUGUAUUGGCCCCCACCUUAUGAAGCGCCUCCUCUGGAUGAUCUUAGCAUAAAUACAGAGAUAUUGGAUCUUCCAGAUCUGCCACCUCCACCAUUGUUUUACUCUACAGAAGAGGAGCAAAAAGUCAGUCCACUGGCCCAGCACCGCUCCUCUCCCCGAUCUGUGGCAACUUUAAAGCCAUGUCCAGAUGUGCCCCCCAAGUCGCUGGUAUCUUCGCCCCGCGGCUUCACAACAUCUUCCUCUCUGAAGCUCCCUCCCCUCAAACCCACCAAAUUCCCCGUGUCCCUGUAUGUUCCGGCGUCUUCAGCCAACAGGCGACCUUCCAACACCUCCCAGUAUGAUAAUCUGUCUGAAGCAGAUGACGACGAUCGCUGCCCGGAGAGGUUGCUGGGCUCCACCCCCGAGGAGGUUGCUUUGAACAGAGACUAUGACCCCGCUCACUAUCCGCUGCCUCCACCUCCCAUUUUCAUCCCUCCAUUAGCUUCUCCUCUGCCACCCUUGUGCUGCGCUCUUCCCAGUUUACCUCAGGAACCAGAAUAUGAAGAAGAGGACCACUGGGUGGAGGACUCCAUCGUCAUCCCCCCUCCUCCGCCCAACUUUGCCGACAGACUGUCUCCCCAGCGCUGUCACAGAGCUACCUCGCCCACCGCUUACUCCAAGCCUUUCUCUCGUAGCCCCAGGGACCGUUCUGCCUUCCCUGCACCACUCCUGUACACCAGGUCUCCCCCGGGUCACCCCAGUUUCUCGGGACAGUUGGGGAUGCCGGAGGUUCAAUCCAGCCCAGACUUUUGCAGGAUUCCUCCUGCUCGACAGCAGCUUCCAAAAUCGAUCACCUUUUGAAGUGGAAUUCACAUAUUGACUGAUCAUACCAGUUUAAAGCAUUUGACUUAAAAGGCCAGUAGGUAUUUAGUGGGCCUCCAUGACAAGUCGUUUGAGCUUUUAUCACAAAUUGUACUCGUGCACUGAAGUUUCCAUGUACUACUACACCCUCUGUCCUCACUCGCAAGACAAUUCAGUGAAUUAUAGUACAAUGUCUUCCUUGUGGUGUUUUUCCACCACUGAAUAAUAUUUCUGUGCAUUAGUGAAACAACUGGAGUGCCAUCAGUAGAGCAACCAUUUAAUUAGUAAUAUUUUUCACCACUACUGUCUGACAUAUCUGCACACUUGUAGAACAAAUACAACGCACCAGUAGAAUGUGUUUUAAUAGGAACACACUUUUCAUUCUUGUAUCACAUUACCACACACUAGUAGAUCAACUAUGGCACAAAAGUAGAGUAGUCACGUUACUAGUGAGGCAGAACUGCACAACUUCAUAUCUGCGUGCUUUUAGUUCCACUUGUGAAGCGCUAAAUAUUCACUGAAGAAUGUUAUAUUGUCACUAGUAGCGCAGAGUUGUUAAGCAGUGCACAUGUAGUUGUUCGAUUAGCGUGCCCCAUUCAUUCUACAAGUGUGCAGUAAUGUCACACAGUAGUGGAAAAUAUGUUGUCUUCCUCUUGCAGAGACGGCACACAAGACAAUUCAGCACACAAGUGGGACAUUGAAUAAAUGCUCGAACAACUUGCCAUAGUGGCUCCAAGGGUGUUUGUGUUUUGUUAUCAAUAUGCCCACAUUUCUACGACGGAACCUUUUUUUAGAAGGUCUUUUUUUAAUUUUGUACUUAAAACUGCUGUUUGCCUUACCAUGCAUAUUGCUCGUGCAUUGACGUACCUGCAUUUUGUUCUUGUCAUUGAAAACCAUAUCAACAGGCACGAAGCAGUGAUUACAAAGUUGUUACCAUUUGUUGUUGUUGUAAUUUUAUUUGUUAGCGUGUAAAUUAGUAAUCCCACAUUCUGUAAAAUGAAGUGAAAUGCAAACAUGUCAUGAAGUAGAAAAUGAUCGCUUUUGAACAUCUCCCGCUAGUGGUAGUCUUUUUGUCUGUUACAUUCUGUAUUGCAUGUUCAGGGAUGAUGCUUAUAAAAUGACAUGCCGCAUGGGCAUAGUUAUUUUUCUCUAUGAAGGCAUUUCAGAGACCCUUGUGAGAAUAUGAAGACAUAUAUAUAUAUAUUUUGUGUCUAAGCAUAGUCUGAGGUUAGGUCAUUUUAAAGCUAUGGUAAUGGCCCAUUGCAAAUGUGCUGGAGAUGUGGAAUUUUAGCCUUACUCUUAUUUGAAAGGCAGUCAGAGAUUGAAGUGGAGCCCACUAUUUAUCAGGGUUGAUCCUAAAUCCCACAAUAUAUACUUUACGUUAUUGCUGUAAAUAUUGUAUUGCCUGUUAAAUUAUACAAUACAUGCUGAGUUAUAUAGCGCUUUCACAACAGCGGCAGCUGUAACAACACAUAACAAAAAAAACACGGACAGUCAUGCAGUUCUAAUCACUUUUCCAUCACACGCUGUUGUUUGAAGCGGUUUGAGAUGAAAGAGGAGAGAAUCAAAGUGUCCUUUAACCAGUGGAUCAGAGACGUCAUGCUCAAAAUGUGCACACGUCGGCUACAAGCAAAGUUUCAAAGUCAACAAGAAGCUGUAGCAUCCAUUGACAAAAAAAGAGAUUGGUUCACUUCUCCUGUCCCAUGGAAAUCUAUUUCAAUUCCAAGCGGCGACUCACGGUUCCAAAUACGCAUCGGCGCUCUUCGCCAACGCUCCUCUCUCCUCAUCCUCAACUUCAGCGGCCAUCCAUCCAGCCGCACCAACGCCAACUGUCCAACAGCGCUGACAUAGCCUCUGAACAAAUCGGGGUUGUGAAAAAUGCUUCCCAUUACUGGCGCAAAAAACACCGACAGUCAAUGACGCCGACAUUCCUCCCAAUCAAAAUCUGUGCUGGUACAGGCGUGCUGCCGAGAAGGCGCAACCACGAAGCACAGAUACUGCUCCUUUGACGAAUGUCGUGGCCAAAAAGCGCUGAAAACAGUCCAUAUCAGGUCCACACAAUGAAACAACAAACAACAUGUGACAAAACAAAAGACAAAAACAGCAAAAAAGAACAAAAAAGCAAGGGUCUUGAAGAGCACUUGCCGAAGGCUGCCUACUCGGGCGCCAUCUUGGAAAAAAAAAUUAAUUGAUAUAUCAAAAAAAUAUCUUGAGUGCUAUUUUUUUAUGACCCACAAACUGCACAAAAAUAACUGCCCUUCUUUGGUGCUGCUAAACGGGUUUCUAUAUGUUUUCACUCCUAUGCAGCAUAUUCGACAAUACUGUAUUCUUCAAGACUUGCAAUAUGGAACUUUACAUGGUUGUAUUACAAUCCAUUGUGGUGGAUAGCUGACCAAUGGAGGCUCCAUGUUGUCACUGUCCAGUGAAAAGUGAUGUACUUUAGCUUUGAGUUUUAUUUUCAUUUAAUGACCAAUGAAAAAUUUUAUCCAUA